UCAUUCACAUUAUAAAGCUCAACGUAUGGAUGGGCUUUACGGCUUGUUAAUUAUUGAAGAGGAUGAUGACAGUUAUAAAGAUUAUGUGGAUAUCAACAUACUUAUAUCAGAUUGGUAUCCUCAAAAUGCAAAUGAAUUAUUAAAUGAAUAUCAUUACACCUCCCAAAAUCAUGACGACAUUAAUGCAACACCUGAGGUAAAUCCUGAGCCCAUACCGAGCUCGGUUCUUAUUGAUGGUAUAGGUAAGGGAAAUUGUAAAGCGGAUCCUGAUUUUAUUUCUGACACCGGAAGAGUGUAUAAGAUUUCAGAAGGCGUUAAAUAUAGAUUUCGUAUAAUCAAUGUGGGGUAA
Molecule: messenger RNA, 349 nt
Organism: Racocetra fulgida
Lineage: Eukaryota; Fungi; Glomeromycota; Glomeromycetes; Diversisporales; Gigasporaceae
Source: the annotation of a GenBank genome assembly